Molecule: messenger RNA, 3516 nt
Organism: Oncorhynchus masou masou (cherry salmon)
Lineage: Eukaryota; Metazoa; Chordata; Actinopteri; Salmoniformes; Salmonidae
Product: E3 ubiquitin-protein ligase synoviolin-like
Exons: 17
Coding region: 512-2395 (627 amino acids)
Source: RefSeq, a predicted model, not a curated record
CUACAACACCGACGGGAAUUCUGUAAAUCGAGUGUCACGGUUUCUAUUGGAAUGCAACGUCAGCUUGUUAUCUAAUUGCUUUUCUUCGUUUAACAGCCAACAAACGGUUUCCAUCGAGCGCAUAUACACUUCAAUCUCUUAUUUUUUAUUAUGAACAUAACAAAUACAAAUAUACAAAGGAGUGCAUUAACCUGACAGGGAGGGAGUGUUUACAUAUCAAGAUACAUUUUCAAUUUGUUAAAUACUUUUGUGUGAGGUGGCCACUCCGAGGAGCAAGCCAAAGAUAAACACGUAUCGGAGACUCAGGCGUCUUUGGGACUUGAGGUAUAUAAAUGUUAAAAUAUACAGCGAAAUGCUUGAAGAAGGGAAAAGUAAUUGGUCGUAAUAUAGUUGAGGGACUUGAUACAUCUUGUAAUCAUAGUGAACGCCCCAAUCAAAGCGUUGGAACAAGAUCAACAAGUGAAUUCCGUGACAAAAACGACAUCGAGUCCCUGUAGAUACUGCCUACACCAUGGUGCGUGCAGGCCUGGUGACUGCCACCAGUCUGGCUCUGACUGGCGCUGUGAUUGCCCAUGCCUACUUUCUCAAACACCAGUUCUACCCCACUGUGGUCUACCUCACUAAGAGUAGCCCCAGUAUGGCAGUGUUGUACAUCCAGGCGUUUGUGUUGGUGUUCCUGUUGGGAAAGUUCAUGCGUAAAAUCUUCUUCGGACAGCUGAGAGCUGCGGAGAUGGAGCAUCUGAUAGAGCGAUCCUGGUAUGCUGUCACAGAGACGUGUCUGGCCUUUACCGUGUUCAGGGAUGACUUCUCUCCCCGCUUUGUAGGCCUCUUCACCCUGCUGCUCUUCAUCAAGUGCUUCCACUGGCUGGCUGAGGACAGGGUUGACUUUAUGGAGAGAAGUCCUAAUAUAUCCUGGGUCUUCCACUUCAGGGUGUUCUCUCUCAUGGUGUUGCUGGGAAUCCUGGACUUUCUGUUUGUUAACCAUGCCUGUCACAGUAUCAUCACCCGAGGGGCCUCUGUCCAACUAGUCUUUGGAUUUGAGUAUGCCAUCCUGAUGACAAUGGUGCUCACCACCUUCAUCAAGUACACCCUCCACACUGUUCACCUCCAGAGUGACAACCCCUGGGACAACAAAGCAGUCUACAUGCUCUACACCGAGCUCUUCACCGGUUUCAUCAAGGUCCUCCUGUACAUGGCGUUCAUGACCAUCAUGAUAAAGGUGCACACCUUCCCCCUAUUCGCCAUCCGGCCCAUGUACCUGGCUAUGAGGCAGUUCAAGAAAGCAGUAACAGAUGCCAUAAUGUCCCGGCGAGCCAUCCGCAACAUGAAUACACUUUACCCAGAUGCCACCCCUGAAGAUCUGCUGGCUUCAGACAACGUGUGUAUCAUCUGUCGUGAAGAGAUGGUGGCUGGAGCCAAGAAACUUCCCUGCAACCAUAUCUUCCACUCUAGUUGCCUUCGCUCCUGGUUCCAGAGACAGCAGACAUGUCCUACAUGUCGUAUGGAUGUCCUCCGGGCCUCUAACCCCAACCAGCCCCCCACCCCAGCCCCCGCCCAGCCCCCUGCCCCAGCAGCACCCGCCAACGCCCCUGUCCCUGGGAACGUUGGCCCUGGAAUGAUGCCCCACUUCCCCCCAGGGCUGUUUCCUUUCUGGGGUCCCUUCCCUGGAGCGGCUCCCCCUGCUGGUGCUCCUGGUCCCCCAGGGGCCACAGACGCCCCUGGGGCCACAGAGGCGGCUCAGACUCAGGGCGCUGGUACCAGUCAUUCCACAGGGGCCAGUACAGUCGGUGCUGCUCCUGCUCCAGGAGGCCCUAUGCCUGGGUUCCCCUUCCCCUCCUUCCCACCCCCACCGUUCCCCUCAGCUCCGUGGCUGACUAUGCCACCACCUCCACCGUUUGUGUCAUCCAUGCCCCCUCCUCCCCCGGCCCUGUCCACCAUGUCAGAGGCUGAGCUGGGGGAGCUGGAGCAGGAGGGCCGUAGAGGCCUGGAGGCCAGACUGCAGUGUCUCCACAACAUCCACACUCUACUGGACGCUGCCAUGCUCAACAUCCACCACUACCUCACUACCGUCGCCACGCUCACUCCUCCUCAGUCAGAAACCAGCAGCGCUGCUGGAGAGGCCAGCGGAUCAUCUCCUCCCUCCACUAGUGCAGAAACCCAGGAGAACCAGGAGAAUGACUCUCAGAGCAGUACAGCCGCUGAACCUGAAGCUGUGAAUGGGGCCACAGGUUUCUCCCAGCCAGACUCUACCACGUUGGGCGACAGUGAAGACAAGCGGGAUGAAGAGGAAGGAGAUGGAGAAGAAGUCGGCGAAGACGGAGAGCCCAACCCUUCAGAGCUGAGGCGCCGUCGUCUCCGCAAACUCGAGACCACACCCCUUCCUCCUGACCACUGAUACAUGCCUACUGAUGCAUUCUGGGAACUGACUUAUCAAUCAAUACAUUAUUGAUUACCAAUCAAUAAUAAGAGAUGUAUUUUAUUUUUCUCUUUUUCCUCUCCUGGCUCUGCGUUUUGUGCUGUUUAAACUCAGACAGCCAAGAGAGAGGAAGAAGGAACAACCGUUUUGUUGUUGGAACAUAUUAAAAGCAAGAUUGUUUUCUUUUUCAACUGCCUGACAUCUUACCAUCCAUAUGCAGGUGUUUUGUUUCACCACUCUUCACCCAAUACUGAGGAGUGAUAUUCAAACACACAGACCGGACUUCUUCAAAUACAGACCUGACCGGAGAUCGGACUUCUUCAAAUACAGACCUGACCGGAGAUCGGACUUCUUCAAAUACAGACCUGACCGGAGACCGGACUUCUUCAAAUACAGACCUGACCGGAGACCGGACUUCUUCAAAUACAGACCUGACCGGAGAUCGGACUUCUUCAAAUACAGACCUGACCCGGAGAUCGAACUUCUUCAAAUACAGACCUGACCGGAGAUCGGACUUCUUCAAAUACAGACCUGACCCGGAGAUCGAACUUCUUCAAAUACAGACCUGACCGGAGAUCGGACUUGAUUUCUUUAAAUAGACCUGACUUCUUCAAAUACAGACCUUACCUGAGAGCUGAUUUCUUGGUCAGUGACAGCAAAGUGGACAAGUGUUUUAAAUCUCAGGUCACUGCUACUUCUCCUUCUACCGUGGAGUCAAUCAGUCAAUCCAACUGUGAGAGGUUGCCUUUUUCUUCGUCACUGUAAAAUGUAUCCCCCUUAUUGUCCUGCUUGUCAGACUGUGUUACAUGGAGGCCUGACCCUUUUGAGUUAAAGCAAUGUCUGAAAUGGGCCCCCUAUUCCCUACGUAGUGCAUAGGUCUCUGGUUGAAAGUAGUGCACUAUCUAGGGAAUAGGGUGUAGCCAUUAGCGUCCUGAGUGAUGAGAUUAUACUUUCUGUUUUUGUCAUUUCGGAUUUCUCAAGAUUUUGCUGCGGGCGGGUUAUUAUAACGUAAUAGGAAAGUGGGUUGAUCUAACCUGUACAUACUGUAAAGUUUUACUAGGAGGAUCUGUACAUACGGCAGAAUAAACCAAUGAAAUGUU